Molecule: messenger RNA, 3984 nt
Organism: Bactrocera dorsalis (oriental fruit fly)
Lineage: Eukaryota; Metazoa; Arthropoda; Insecta; Diptera; Tephritidae
Exons: 1
Coding region: 307-858 (183 amino acids)
Source: RefSeq, a predicted model, not a curated record
UGUCAGUUUCAACGUUAUACGUAAAGAUUGCGAGCGAGAUAGUGGUGUUGGCCUAGCCUUCAUAUUGCACAACACCGUGCAGUAUCGUCUAAUCGAUGAAGACAUCGACUCCAGGGAUAUAGCUAUCCCGUCAGGCGAUGUCGAGCUCGAAAUAUUUAAUAUAUACAUCCCCCCAGUUACAUGUUGCCCUACAGGAUAUCACCCGAAUUCAGGUGCGCUACUUCGUGGUGAAAACCGUUUGGUACUAGGCACCUUUAACGCGCAACACGAUCUGUGGCAUUCCUGCCGUGAAAUGAUCGUAGGGGGAUGGAGCUGGCGGAACAGAUUGACGAUUCGACAUUCUGCACAAUGAAUGACGAAGCCCCCACCAGAGUCAUGGGCACCUGUAAUAGCUCGCUUGAUAUUACCAUUGCCAGUGGUGGUCAGAUAAAUAGCAUAACUAUGCUAACUCUCGGAUCAGACCAUCAGCCGAUAAUUAUCUCGAUCGUGAAGCCUACUGAUUUCGUUUCUGUGGACAACCGUACCAAAGCUAAUUGGGUCGGCUUCACGGAAUUUACUGAGAGCACCUUCAACGCUCUACCCAUUCCUACGGACGUAUGCGUUGACGAACGUCAAUUGCGCAAGGUGAUCGCAGCAGCUAUCACUCGUUUCAUCCCGGCUAGAAGAGUAGCGGAAAUCCGCCCCAUUUUCCCAGCCGAACUAGCUGUUUUAGCUAACGAGCGCGACACCUUACGCCAUGCCGACCCCGGUGAUCCCCGAAUAAGGGAUCUCAAUUUGGAGAUUCGGCGUAUGGUAAAUCAAGUCACCAGCAUGGAUUCCGAAAAGUGCACAUCACCACUACAACACUUAGCGUCAUAAACGCCCAGAUAAUCCGUGGGCUCAACCAGAAACCACCCUGUGAGAGAACGAUCCUCGUAGCGUUGGACUUGUCAAAAGCCUUUGAGACAGUCAACGACACAACGCUAUUGCAGGACAUAGAAAAAACUACGCUUCCUCCAGGGUUAAAGAGGUAGACCAUGAACUAUCUGAGCGGUCGUCAGUCAUCCGCACUAUUUCGAGGUGAAACAUCCAAACUGAAAAGAAUUUAACAGGGGAUUCCGCAGGGUGUAUAUCUCGAAACUCCCGCAACCACCAGAGGGGGUUUCCAUAACCUCGUACGCAGAUGACUGCACAAUAUUGACAUCGGGCAAUGGAAUCGAUGGCAUGUGUUCGAAGGUAAACAACUACCUCUCCAACCUUUCUCGUUUCCUCAAUGCACGAAACCUCACACUUUCCCCACCAAAUCCCCAGCUACUAUAUUUACAAACUGGACGAAGGAGUAUAGACUUGAACUUAAUAUUGCAAUCGAUGGCGUCAAAAUUCUGACUGUCAAUAACCCUAAGAUGUUAGGCGUAACCCUCGAUAGUCUAUGCUCCUUCUCUCCCCAUGCGACCGCGAUUAUCGCCAAGGUACAGAGCCGCAACAAAAUCCUCAAGUCGCUAGCCGGCAGCACAUGGGGAAAAGACAAAGAAACGUUGUUGGCAACUUACAAGACAAUCGGUCGACAGGUCCUCAACUACGCAGCACCAAUAUGAUCGCCUGGAUGCUGUGGUACGCAGAUGAGGAAACUUCAGGCCUGCCAGAAUACUGCACUCCGGACCACGACGGGAUGCCUGUCUCCCAUUGAACACCUCCACAUGAGACGCAGAUGAGGAAACUUCAGACCUGCCAGAAUACUGCACUCCGGACCACGACGGGAUGCCUGUCUCCCAUUGAACACCUCCACAUGAGACGCUCAUGCUCCCUGUAAAGAAGCAUAAUGAACUCCUCUCCAGGCAGUUCCUGCUAGGAUGUUUCCGUAAGAAUCGCCCUUGUAGCCAUCUGCUUGGAGCUGAACCGCCUCCUAGGAGAAUCAAAAGGUCUUUCCUCAACUACGUGGUACAGUACGCCGACCGGACUUCGGACGCAACUGACUUUCGACAGGUACUGACCGCCGUUCACAGUGGAGCCAUCAACACCUUCACCGACUCCCUUCCCAUGAAUGGCGUUCUUGGAGCAAACCACCACCUAUCGCAGACGAAGAGCUACAGUUGCCGCGAGAAACGCGAGUGACCCUAGCGCAACUUCGUUCUGGAUAUUGUAGCAGGUUAAACUCCUACUUAUCCAGAAUUGACCCAGACAUACCCAACGUAUGUCCUGCAUGCACCGAGUCCCCUCAUGAUACUGGCCACCUCUUUGCAUGUCCUACAAACCCCACUCAUCUAACACCCCCCUCCCUUUGGUCCGACCCUGUCGAAAUAGCACGUUUCUUUGGCCUCCCGUUAGAUGACUCCUGCUCUCUGCACUCGUCAACAACUCGGUAUAAGAGAACUGUGGGACGGCAUUUCGUAAUGCUUUGGACACUAGUAAUGCUCGAAAAUUCUACGAAAAAAUGGGCGACUUACAGAAAGUUUCAAGACCGGAGCAUACUCUUGUAGAACCCCCAAAGGUGAUCUAGUCAAAGAUGCCCAGAGCAUCCUUUAAUUAUGGAGGAAACACUUCUCCAGCCUGCUGAAUGGCAGUGAACGUAUAACGCCAAAAGAAGGCGAACCCUAUUCCCCACUCAAUGACGAUGAAGCAGACGUUCCGUUGCCCGACCAUGAAGAAGUUCGAAUAGCAAUUACCCGCCUGAAGAACAACAAAGCGACGGGGGCGAUGGAUUGCCGGCCGAGCUAUUCAAACACGUCGGCGAAAAACUGAUAAGGAGCAUGCAUCAGCAAUAUGGUCGGACGAAAGCAUGCCCAACGACUGGAAUUUAAGCCCUUGCCCAACUUCGUUCUGGAUACUGUAGCGGGUUAAACUCCUACUUAUCCAGAAUAGACCUUGACACACCAAAUGUAUGUCCUGGAUGCAACGAGUCUCCGCAUGACUCUGACCACCUCUUUGCAUGCCCUACGAACCCCACACUUCUAACACCCUCCUCGCUCUGCUCCGACCCCGUCGAAACAGCACGUUUCCUGGGUCUACCGUUGUUAGAUGACGUCGACGACAACACAAAUGAUCCUUACCACCCGAACGGGGAUUAGUAUCCCGUUAAAACAACAACAAUUCACAAAAAGGUAGACCCCCAAUCUGCGCCAACUACCGUGGGAUAAGCCUCCUCAAUAUCGCGUAUAAGGUGCUACCGAGCGUAUUGUGUGAAAGAUUAAAGCCCACCGUCAACAAACUGAUUGGACCUUACCAGUGUGGCUUUAGACCUGUAAAAUCAACAACCGACCAGAUAUUCACCAUGCGCCAAAUUUUGGAAAAGAUCCGUGAAAGGAGAAUCGACACACACCACCUCUUCGUCGGUUUCAAGACUGCUUUCCACAGCACGAAAAGAAGCUGCCUUUAUGCCACGAUGUCUGAAUUUGGUAUCCCGCUAAACUAAAAAAACAACACCAAAAGCUCCGGGAUCGAGAAGGACCUCUCCAAGCCGUUGGAUACCAAACGAGGUUUCAGAUAAGGCGACUCCCUAUCGGGCGACUUCUGUAAUCUGCUGCUGGAGAAAAUUAUUCGAGCUGCAGAACUUAAUCGAGCAGGUACAAUCUUUUAUAAGAGUGUAGAGGUGCUGGCGUAUGCCGAUGAUGUUGAUAUCAUCGGCCUCAACAUCCGCGCCGUUAGUUCUGUUUUCUCCAGGAAGCAAAGCAAACAGCUCUGGUAGUGAACGAUAUCAAACAGUCGUCGCACUUGCGACUUGGCGCUCACGUCUCUGUUGACAGUCAUAACUUUGAAGUUGUAGAUAGUUUCGUACAUUUGGGAACCAGUAUAAACACCACCAACAAUGUCAGCCCGGAAAUUCAACGCAGGAUUAUUCUUGCCAACAGGUGCUACUUCGGACUGAGUAGGCCAACAGGUGCUUGCCAACAGGUGCUACUUCGGACUGAGUAGGCAAUUGAGAAGUAAACUCCUCUUUUGACGAACAAAAGCCGAACUCUAUAAGUCACUUAGUAUUCCUGUCCUGCUGUAUGGUACAGAGGCUUGGAC